Messenger RNA from Boleophthalmus pectinirostris (great blue-spotted mudskipper), 717 nucleotides. Its product is annotated as pyruvate dehydrogenase (acetyl-transferring) kinase isozyme 2, mitochondrial-like. Lineage: Eukaryota; Metazoa; Chordata; Actinopteri; Gobiiformes; Gobiidae. Gene Ontology annotation, biological process: protein phosphorylation; regulation of glucose metabolic process. Gene Ontology annotation, cellular component: mitochondrion. Gene Ontology annotation, molecular function: pyruvate dehydrogenase (acetyl-transferring) kinase activity. Bases 82 to 489 code for a protein of 135 amino acids. The record is from RefSeq and is a predicted model, not a curated record. The transcript is spliced from 2 exons.
AACACCGAACACAGAACUCAGACUCUCGCGGGGAUUUUUUUUUAAUUUUACGCAGCGUCCCCGGUCCGGAUCGGCGCAGACAUGAGCGGCAGAGUGCGGCUGGUGCGCACCGUGAUGCAGGCGGCGGCGCUCGCGAACGUCCCCAAACACAUCGACCACUUCUCCAAGUUCUCCCCAUCCCCGCUCUCCAUGAAGCAGUUUCUGGAUUUCGGUUCGACCAACGCCUGUGAGCGCACGUCGUUCGCGUUCCUGCGUCAGGAGCUCCCCGUGCGUCUCUCCAACAUCAUGAAGGAGAUCAACCUGCUGCCCGAGCGCCUCCUCACCACGCCGUCCGUCCAACUCGUGCACCAGUGGUACGACCCAAACACCACCGACAACUUACACUUACACAAACUUUAUUUAUUUUACCCACAAGGGAAAAGAUUUAGACGCAGCAGCUCACAGAUCAAAAUAUUUUAUAAUAACAAAGAGCGAAAAUAUAAAUGUUAAUAUUAUAAAUUCUAAAUAAAUUGCAAAAAAAAGCAAGAGACACGACAUAGUUUUACAAAUUUUAAUGUAUAAAUCAAAAUAAAAUAGAAAAAUAAGUAUUUGAAUAUAAAAUCUCAACUAUGUACAAGAAAAAUUCACAGGAAAACGAGAUAUUUAUGAAUAGGGGUGUGCAAAAAUAUCAAAAUAAUCGAUAUGUCGUAUCGUUUAAUGUGAUGAUACAGAUCGAUA